AUGGACACUGCACAAGCCGCCACAGAAGCGCCUGUGGUCACUUUCAAGAAGCGAAAUGUCAAAGCGAAGUCGACCAUAAGAAAAAGAGUUGCCACACCUCCCUCCGACUCAGAUUCUGGAUUCACCUCUUCCGAAGACGACGAAGGAAGGCCUAUCAAGCGCCGGCGCAAAACUGCUGGAGUAACAGCAUCUUCAGCAGAAAAUCCUACGAUUCGAGUGGCGCCUACCGAAGAUCCAUCAAGUGCAGUAGUUGUGCCUACUACCAAUAAAGAUGAUGCGACAAAGAGAUCAGACUGGUAUGAUGAAGAGAGGUCGAAGGGUGGAAAGUCCGCCACACAGACGCAAGAUGACACUGUCCUUGAUGGCACGUACAAGGGCACGGCGAACUACCAAUCGUUCAUUCAAAAGAACCCAGAUCGUCUGGGCAAGCAAGUCGGACCUCUAAAGCAAUCAAGCAAUGUCAGAACGAUCACUGUCACAGAUUUUGCCCCUGAUGUGUGUAAAGAUUACAAGCAGACCGGCUUCUGUGGCUUUGGCGAUAGUUGCAAAUUCUUGCAUGCAAGAGAAGACUAUAAACAGGGUUGGCAGUUGGAUCGAGACUGGGAAAUCGACACCAAGGGGAAGAAGUUGACUGGCAAGACCGUUGCAUCUGCAAACCGCGGCCAAAAUACCCAAGAUGACGACGAUGACGAAGCAUUGCUGGAAAGCAUUCCGUUUGCCUGCAUCAUCUGCAAGAAGCCUUACACAAACCCUAUCAUAACAAAGUGUGGGCAUUAUUUCUGCGAAGCAUGUGCCCUGAAAAGAUAUCGAAAAGACCCUUCUUGUGCUGCAUGCGGUACUGGAACUGGUGGGGUGUUCAACGUUGCAAAAAAGCUGAAUAGGCUCCUGGAUAAGAAGCGGGAGCGAGAACUGCUGAAAAAAGAGAGAGCAGGUGAAGAGGCGGGAGAAUAG
This is a messenger RNA of Exophiala spinifera, 951 nucleotides long. RefSeq lists its product as uncharacterized. Lineage: Eukaryota; Fungi; Ascomycota; Eurotiomycetes; Chaetothyriales; Herpotrichiellaceae. Bases 1 to 951 code for a protein of 316 amino acids. Gene Ontology annotation, molecular function: metal ion binding. The record is from RefSeq and is a predicted model, not a curated record. Gene Ontology annotation, biological process: snoRNA splicing. The transcript has a single exon. Gene Ontology annotation, cellular component: U2-type spliceosomal complex.